This is a messenger RNA of Syzygium oleosum, 1407 nucleotides long. RefSeq lists its product as uncharacterized. The transcript has 2 exons. Bases 13 to 1224 code for a protein of 403 amino acids. The record is from RefSeq and is a predicted model, not a curated record. Lineage: Eukaryota; Viridiplantae; Streptophyta; Magnoliopsida; Myrtales; Myrtaceae.
UUUUUUCUCACCAUGAUGGGAGAAUUAAGGAAGGCUAUUAUAUAUAAAACGUACAAGUCGAAGCCGCAAGUACAGAGCAGGUUGCUGAAGUCUGACCGGGGAGCUCCAGCCUUCUGCUCCAAAACUCCAAGAGACGCAGCUAUCCAGAGCGAGGCCUUUGAGAUCAAGCGGGUAGCUGCAAGAAAAACUGUGAAGAUCCAACUAAGAUUCAAAACUAUGAAUCAAGGAGCAGCGAUUUUAGCUCACGGUCCAUCUGCUAUGUCUACUGCUGCAGUCAGAACCCAUUCUCAGAGAUGGAAAUGUUUGAGCUUGAAAUCAUCAUGUCUUCUCCAUAUUCGUGGCUUCUGUCUUCCAGGUAAAUUUCCCGUUAUCCGCUGUCAAAAGACGUCUCAGUGGGAACCUUCGCCAAAUAUUUAUUCACCGAGAGAGGAUGGAGAUAACCUUGUUACUAAAACCACCAACUUAUUUGAAAACUUGAGCUCCGAGAGCGCGUCUGAGGCACUGGAAGUGAAAAAGGCGGAGGAGCUUUCUGGCACGAAUAAUCAGAAUUUGUUAAAGACUAUGUUUUUUAGAUGGCCAAUGUGGCUUCUGGGUCCUUCUGUCCUCCUUUUGACAGGCAUGAUGCCAACGUUAUGGCUGCCGAUAUCUUCAGUCUUCCAAGGCCCUAACAUCGCCAGCUUGCUUUCAUUGGUUGGGCUGGAUUGCAUCUUUAACUUGGGUGCUACGCUUUUUUUCCUCAUGGCCGAUUCUUGUGCCCAGCCGACAAAAUUGGUGCAGGAGCGGUACAGCAAGGUUCCUUUUAGCUAUCAAUUCUGGAAUGUGGUUGCUGCUAUUGUGGGAGUUACUGUUCCCUCGAUGAUACUCUUUGGAUGUCAAAAGGGCUUGUUCCAACCUCAACUGCCACUCAUCUCAUUCACAGUACUGUUGGGCCCAUACAUGUUGCUUUUGUUUGUGCAAAUUCUGACUGAGAUGCUGACGUGGCAUUGGCAAUCUCCUGUUUGGCUAGUGACACCGGUUGUUUAUGAGGCUUACCGGGUAUUACAGCUGAUGAGGGGUUUGAAGCUUGGGACUGAAAUGAAUGCUCCUGGGUGGAUGUUGCAUACGCUUAGGGGCCUGGUGUGUUGGUGGGUGCUUAUACUUGGUGUGCAGCUCAUGAGGGUUGCUUGGUUCGCUGGUGCCUCUGAUCAAACACGUUGGAGAGGAUCUGCUUCUGCUGAUGGUUAGGUUGUAUAUAGUUAGUCAUGGUUGGAUGGUAAGUUCUCACAAUCAAACAUGUAGAUAACUCAGCAUAUUAUCAACUAUAUUGCGUUGGAACUUGAAAAUAUGUGGUUCAUUGGCAUUCUUCGUGUUUUCUGGUGUAUAUCUGCUGACAUAUUACCAAUACAAUCAAAGAUUCUUGUGCCUUAA